UGAGGGUGCCUAUUUAGAAUACGAAUAUUAAGCGCGACCGAGAUUAUCAAGAUGGGUUAGUGUCUCGCCAUCCCUCGCGUAAAAAAUUUCCUCUGACUCGCCACGACCCGGUCUCUUCCCCACAAAACAAAGCGCUACUCCAGCUCCAGCUUCUCCAACCACUCUCUCUCUCUUUCUCUCGGUGCGGGGAAGGAGCUGGGUUCUGUCGAGGUACGCACUUCGUCCGCUUGUUCUUGGUCUGGAUAUUUGAAUUCGCUGGAGUUGAAUGUUUUCCGGGUUCUGUUUCUUGCCUGCUUAAUCUGAUUGAAAAGCUCGCGGCUUUUUGGAUGCUCGGGCUUGAGUGACCGAAAGCUUUAUCUGGGUAUCCCAGUUUGUGUAUGCUCCGUUUUAAUAUCGCGGUUUUUGUGUGUCCUGUCGCCUUGUGAUCCGCUGGAUAUAUGCAUAGGAGUGUUCAGUAUGUCAAAACUCUGAAACUCCGGCCGUCGGAUCGGUUGACUUUCUGCACCUUCUUCUGUGUGCAUUGGCACUGUGGGGUUGUGAGGAUUUAUCCGGGGAGGAUUAGAAGGGGGUCUCCCGUGGGGCGUCUGUUGUUUCCGGGAAUUCUGACCUGGUGGUGGCGGCGGCGGCGGCUUGGAUUGUGGUCUUUCUGGUCCCAAGCUCUGUUUGGUGAGAUCUUGUGGAGUGGAUGGGUAUGGAUCCUCGCUUUAAUGGGUAUUCCGCUUCUGUGGCCGGGCUUUCAUUGGAUAAGCAAUCGUUGCCGUGGUUUGCGGAUCCGACUUUGGUUCCUGGAGACAAAUUGGAGACCAAUGGCUUCAGAGGAGGAGUUCAAUACGUUUCAUCCCCUGUGGCGACACAGAUUAGUGGAGCCCCGAGUGCCUCGAAUUCAUGUAUGACCCAGGAGGAGGAUUCGCCGGAAGAUUGCGACUUCUCUGAUGCGGUUUUGAGGUACAUAAGUGAGAUGCUUAUGGAAGAAGAUAUGGAGGAAAAGAAUUGUAUGCUUCAAGAGUCCUUGGACCUUCAAGCUGCUGAGAAAUCUCUUUAUGAGGCUAUCGGUAAGAAGUAUCCUCCUUCGCCUGAACCAGUCCCAAAUAAUACCUAUCUAAGUGGUGAGAGUCCCGAGGAUGACCUCUCUGUGAAUAGUUAUGGCUGUUUAAUGAAUAAUCCUCUGGUAUCACAUUCGUGUGAGAACACUUCCUUGCAUCAAGUGCCGAGUCUUUCAUUAUAUGGCCUUUCUCAGUCAUCUUAUGCAUCUUCCAAUAGUGGCGUCGGUGGUAUGGAUGGAUUUGUAGACUCCCCCGCUAGUGUUGCUCAGGGUCCUGAUUUCAGUGGUGAGAGUCAUUCCAUUUGGCAGUUUAAUAAGGGAGUUGAAGAAGCUAGUAAGUUUCUUCCUGGAGGUAACAGGUUUUUUGAUAAUGCGGUGUCAAAAGGGUCCUUAACUGAGUCGAAGGUAAGAUCUAGCAAGGUGGCAGCCAAGCUAGAGAGGAAGGAUCAUUGCGAGUGUUCUCCUAAUGGAUCGCGGGGGAGGAAGAAUCCCCACAGAGGGGAUGCCGAUCUUGAAGAAGAGAGGAGUAGCAAGCAAGCUGCCGUUUUCUCUGAAUCACCACUCCGAUCAGACAUGUUUGAUAAUGUGUUGAUUUGUGAUGAAGAUCAGGAUCACAUAACUGUACUUCAAGAAACCUUGCAGGAUGGGAGGGAUACGGUAAAUAUGUUGCGCAAUGGGCAAUCUAAGGGAUUAAAAGGUGGUAAAGGACGUGGGAGAAAACAAAAUGGGAAGAAGGAAGUCGUUGAUUUGAGAACUCUCUUGAUUAAUUGUGCACAAGCAGUUGCAGCUGAUGACCAUUUAAGCACAAGUGAGUUUUUGAAGCAGAUUAGGCAGCAUUCUUCUCCUUUUGGGGAUGGAAAUCAGAGAUUAGCUCACUGCCUUGCAGAUGCGCUUGAAGCUCGCCAGGCUGGCACGGGUAGCCAGAUCUAUAAAGGUCUCAUUAGCAAGAGAACUUCAGCUGCCAACAUUUUGAAAGCUUACCAUCUUUUCCUAGCUGCUUGCCCAUUUAGGAAGCUUUCUCACUUCACUGCAAACAGGACAAUUAGGAGUGUAGCAUCAGAUUCCAUGAGGGUCCACAUUAUUGAUUUUGGUAUUCUUUAUGGUUUUCAGUGGCCAACGCUUAUGCAACGGUUCUCAUCAAGACCUGGUGGACCCCCAAAAGUUCGGAUCACUGGGAUAGAUUUCCCCCAACCUGGCUUUCGGCCAGCGGAGCGAGUUGAGGAAACAGGUCGGAGAUUAGCAGCUUAUGCUGAGCUUUUCAAAGUCCCAUUUGAGUACAAUGCAAUAGCAAAGAAAUGGGAAACCAUUCAGGUUGAAGAACUCAAAAUUGACAAGGAUGAGUUACUUGUUGUUAACUGUAUAUAUCGCUCAAAAAACUUACUCGAUGAAUCGGUAGCAGCUGACAGUAUGAGAAAUAUGGUCAUUAAAUUGAUAAGAAGAAUCAAUCCAGAUGUUUUUAUCCACGGGAUUCUCAAUGGAUCUUACAAUGCACCCUUCUUUGUUACACGAUUUCGGGAGGCAUUGUUCCAUUUCUCUGCACUUUUUGAUAUGCUCGAAACUCUAGUUCCCCGUGAAAAUCGGGAGAGAAUGCUGAUCGAGAAAGAAAUGUUUGGUAGAGAGGCUUUAAAUGUCAUUGCUUGUGAGGGUUGGGAACGAGUUGAAAGGCCAGAGACAUACAAGCAGUGGCAAGUACGUAACCUGAGAGCUGGGUUUGUGCAGCAUCCUUUUGAUCGGGACAUCGUGAAGAUGGCAACAGAAAAAGUACAGUCAAGCUAUCACAAAGAUUUUAUGAUUGAUGAAUCUGGCCGGUGGCUAUUGCUAGGAUGGAAGGGCCGGAUCAUAUAUGCUCUCUCUGCUUGGAAACCUGCCUAGUUACUUUGCCAUCAAGGGUUUAAGAAUGGGGUUUGACAAUGUUGGGCACACAAGAGUAGAUGGAAUACCAAGGUAGAUGAUACAAUCUGGUGAGUUUGUUCAAUUUGCAUAACAGAAGAUGUAGAUUUAGAGGUCGAAGUCCUGCGGAAGAAGAUGGCGUAAAGGCAGAAUUUGUGCCUUGUGGUCUUCCACAGGAUCCAGUACAAAGAGUAAAGGAAACAAGUGAACAUAAUUCGCAAAUUUUAGAGCAUCUUCCCUGAAUAUGGACAUGCUCAUUCGCAAGUAGUUCGUGCAGUUGAUUCUAACCCGUCCCUGAAACGCUAUGGUGUUGCUAACAGCUUGGGUGCCAUCCUUUAGUUGGUCUGUAGCUUGAGGUGGGAAGCUCAACGGAGACUUAGGAGGAAAGGCGGUCACUGUGAUCUUGCGCAGAUGUCUCUGAUUUGUGCGGUGUAGAGUCUCAGCUGAUGAAUAUGAGCAGGCUUGGAAUUUCCCUUGUAUCCCGUCAUCAUGUUUUCAUGUAGAGUCCAAGGAUGGCACAUUGAUUCCAAGGGGAGACCCGCCUCUCUCUGUGAUGAUUUUCCUUUCUGGAAAAUUCGACGCUUCCAGUAGAAAGUGUAUGAAAUGAGUCGAGAAGAGAAAAAGGAAUUGGGCCUGGGGAGGGGAUAGAACACCGUUCGUGCAAUAUAAUAAUACGAAGCAAUCUGUUGAAAAGGGACUAAACCCAAGUCUUACGGGAGAAAUCCAAAAAGUACCCUCGAAGUGGCGGCCGUUUCUUGCACUUACCCCAAACUUGCCUUUAUUGAAAAAUUACCUCCUGAAUUCAAUCAGAUUGACUCCGUGAUCUCCUUA
Molecule: messenger RNA, 3763 nt
Organism: Eucalyptus grandis
Lineage: Eukaryota; Viridiplantae; Streptophyta; Magnoliopsida; Myrtales; Myrtaceae
Product: scarecrow-like protein 9
Exons: 3
Coding region: 686-2914 (742 amino acids)
Biological process (GO): regulation of DNA-templated transcription
Cellular component (GO): nucleus
Molecular function (GO): DNA-binding transcription factor activity; sequence-specific DNA binding
Source: RefSeq, a predicted model, not a curated record